UCCCUCCCUAGGGCUCUGCCCUGUUUUGUCUCCAGCCCUCCCAGUUUGCCAGGGGGACACCACAUUCAGCUGGUAUCUCUUACAAGGAUGAUCAGCUUCAACUUCCAGCCCAUGGCCAAACUGUGAGCAAGGGGAUGCCAGACUGUCUCCAUCCCUCACCCAGGUAUCCCUGGGACAGAAACCAGCCCACCUGCACUAGGGUCAAGAGUGCAGGGAUCCUCCUCCUGCUGACAUGCCUUUGGGGCUUUGCAAGCUCAGCUUCUCCACACACAGUUCAGGUUCGCCUGGUGAAUGGCCCCAGCCACUGUGCUGGGCGAGUCGAGGUGCUCCACAAUGAGACGUGGGGGACCGUGUGUGACGACAGCUGGGGUUUCUCUGAGGGCCAGGUGGUGUGCAGGCAGCUGGGCUGCGGGACAGUGCUGUCCACCUCACGAGAGGCCCGGUACGGAGAAGGCACGGGUCAAAUCUGGCUGGACGAGGUGAACUGCACAGGGACAGAAGCUGACCUCUCUGAAUGCCAGGCCAGGCCAUGGGGAGAGCACAACUGUCACCAUGUGGAAGAUGCCAGCGUUGAGUGCUCAGACUCAAGUAUUUCAGAGCUGGGUCCACUCCAACUGCUGAACGGACCUAAUCGCUGUGCUGGAAGAGUGGAGGUGCUGCAUAACCACAUGUGGGGCACCAUUUGUGAUGAUGGCUGGGACCUCGCAGAUGCAGCAGUGGUGUGCAGGCAGCUGGGCUGCGGGACCGCACUUUCAGCCACGAGCGGGGCUUACUUUGGGAGAGGCGAUGAUACCAUCUGGCUAGAUGAGGUGAACUGCACUGGCACAGAGGCCACAAUCUUUGAAUGCAAGGCCAGUGCUUGGGGAGACAACAACUGCUACCAUGGAGAGGAUGCUGGAGUGAUAUGUUCAGCCUCAGAGAUGUUUGUCGCAGCCAAGGUUCGUCUCGUGAAUGGUUCAAGUCACUGCAAUGGAAGGGUCGAGGUCUUUCACAAUGACACGUGGGUAGCUGUAUGUGAUGACGGCUGGGAUUUUGCUGAAGCUCGAGUUGUGUGCAGGCAGCUGGGCUGUGGGGCAGCGCUGGCAGCUCCAGGCAGGUCCCAUUUUGGAGAAGGACCUGGACAAAUGUGGCCAGAUACUGUGAACUGCAUGGGCACAGAAACUGCCCUCACUGCAUGCCAGAUGAGACCUUGGGGAAACGACACUUGUCAUCAAGGAAGAGCGGCUGGUGUGGUGUGUUCAGCUAAGCCAGGUGACAAUCUGAUUCGACUGGUGAAUUAUGGGAGUCGCUGUGCUGGCAGAGUCGAAGUUUUUCAUAACAACCAUUGGGGAACCGUGUGUGACGACAGCUGGGAUUUACUGGAUGCUGGCGUCGUGUGCAGGCAGCUGGACUGUGGGAUGGCACUCUCAGCCCCAGGAGGGGCCCAGUUUGGGCGAGGGACUAACAUCAUUUGGCUGGAUGAGACAAACUGCACAGGAUUUGAGACCACUCUGUCUGAGUGCAAGGCAAAACCGUGGGGAAUAAAUAAUUGCUACCAUGGGGAAGAUGCUGGUGUGGUGUGCUCAGAUUCUAUCAUUCCAGAGACUGCUCAUCUCCGACUGACAAAUGGCUCAAAUCGCUGUGCUGGCAGAGUCGAGGUGUUUCACAAUGAUGAGUGGGGAACUGUGUGUGACCGUGAAUGGGACAAACGGGAUGCUGAGGUCGUGUGUCGGCAGCUGGGCUGUGGGACAGUGCUGUCCACCUCGAGUGCAGCUCACUUCGGUGCAGGACCUCUCCGUACCUGGCUGGACAACGUGAGCUGCACAGGGACAGAAACAGCCCUUAAUAAAUGCAGGGCAAGGCCAUGGGGAGAGAGUAGCUGCAGUCAUGGAAAAUACGCCACUGUGGUGUGUUCAGGCUCGGCUGUUUCUAGCUUUGCUCCAGUCCGGUUGGUAGACGGCCCAGGUCGCUGCGCUGGGAGAGUCGAAGUGCUUCAUAACAAGCAGUGGGGAACUGUGUGUGAUGACAACUGGGAUUUCCUGGAUGCUGGAGUGGUGUGCAGGCAGCUUGACUGUGGGGUGGCGAUAUCAGCUCCCUGGAGGGCUCACUUCGGUCAGGGACAGGGCCCCAUCUGGCUGGAUGAGGUGAAUUGCACAGGGACAGAAGCUGCCCUCUCUGAAUGCAAGGACAAGGACUGGGGAGUCCAUGGCUGUGAGCAUGGAGAAGAUGCCAGUGUGGUGUGCUCAGGAUCAGGCAUUUCUGACCUAGCAAUUCUCCGCUUGGUGAAUGGCUCAACUGAAUGUUCGGGGAGAGUCGAAGUGUUUCAUGACCAGCGCUGGGGAGCUGUGUGUGGUGAUGGCUGGGACCUGGCUGAAGCCCAUGUGGUGUGCAGGCAGCUGGGCUGUGGGCCGGCACGCUCAGUCGCACACUCUUCCCAGUUUGGAAAAGAACCUUCCCUGAUCUGGGUGGAUGCUGUGGAGUGCACAGGACUGGAAGGUGCCCUCUUCGAAUGCAAGGUCAAACUCUGGGGUGCCCAGAGCUGCAAGUCUAAUGGAUACGCGAGUGUUGUGUGCUCUAUGGCUGCAGACUCAGAGCUGGGGAGCUCAGAAGUCCUGCGGCUGGUGAAUGGCCCGCAUAAGUGUUCCGGGAGGGUUGAGGUGUUUCACAACCAGCAGUGGGGGACUGUGUGUGACGACAGCUGGGAUCUGAAUGAUGCCAAAGUGGUGUGUAAGCAGCUGGACUGUGGGACGGCUGUAUCAGCCGCAGGUUCAUCUCUGUUUGGGCAAGGAUCUGGACCCAUCUGGCUGGAUGGAGUGAGUUGUCUUGGAACAGAAGCCACCCUCUCUGAAUGCCCAGCCAAGCCUUUGGGCCAACAUGGAUGUAACCAUGGGGAAGAUGCCAGCGUUAUGUGCUCAGGAGCAGGAAUUUCCAGUACUCCUAUGCUUCGGCUGGUGGGUGGUUUGAAUGAGUGUGCUGGGAGAGUUGAGGUGUUUUAUAACCAUGAGUGGGGGACGGUCUGUGAUGAUAGCUGGGAUAUGAAUGAUGCCAUGGUGGUGUGUCGGCAGCUGGGCUGUGGGAUGGCACUCUCAGCCCCAGGUUCGGCUCGUUUUGGAUGGGGAUCCAGCCGUAUCUGGCUGGAUGAUGUGAGCUGCACAGGAACAGAAACAGACUUCUCUGAAUGCAAAGCAAAGUCUUGGGGCAUCCACAAUUGCCAUCAUGGAGAAGACGCAGGUGUGGUGUGCUCAGGAAACAGGAGCUCAGCUGACCUGCGGCUAGUGAAUGGCCCGAAUCGCUGUGCCGGGAGAGUGGAGGUGCUUCAUGAUCAGCAGUGGGGGACCUUGUGUGAUGAUGGCUGGGACCUAAAUGAUGCCACGGUGGUGUGCCGGCAGCUGGGCUGCGGGAGGGCUGACUCAGCCCCUGGUAGAUCUCGCUUUGGGCAAGGCUCAGGACCCAUCUGGCUGGAUGACGUGAACUGUUUUGGGACGGAAGACGCCCUCUCCCAGUGCAAGGCCCUCCCGUGGGGACAAAACAACUGCAACCAUAGAGAAGAUGCUGGUGUGGUGUGCUUAGAUCCACACUCCUCAAGCACAGCUGACCUGCGGCUGGUGAACGGCCCAAAUCGCUGCUCCGGGAGGGUGGAGGUGUUUCAUGACCACCGGUGGGGGACCGUGUGUGAUGAUGGCUGGGAUCUGAAUGAUGCCAUGGUAGUGUGCCAGCAGCUGGGCUGUGGCACAGCGAUCUCAGCUCCCGGCCGGGCUUACUUUGGCCAAGGACAAGACCCUAUCUGGCUGGAUAGAGUGGCCUGUGCAGGGACAGAAACUGCCCUCUCUGAAUGCUGGAAAAAGCCAUGGGGACAGCAUAGCUGCAGCCAUGUGGAAGAUGCCAGUGUGGUGUGCUCAGUGCUUUCUGAUUCAGGUACUACAAAUGUGACAACUCUCCGACUGGUGAAUGGCCCACAUCGCUGUGCUGGGAGAGUCGAGAUAUUUCACAACCAGCGGUGGGGAACUGUGUGUGAUGACGGCUGGGACUUAAAUGAUGCCACAGUGGUGUGCCGGCAGCUGGGCUGUGGGAGAGUGCUAUCGGCCCCAACACAGGCUCCCUUUGGACAAGGGUCUGACCCCAUCUGGCUGGACAGAGUUAGUUGCACUGGGAGGGAAAAUGCCCUCACCGAGUGCAGGGCCAGACCCUGGGGCUUCAAUAGCUGCAGUCAUGAAGAAGAUGCUGGUGUUAUGUGCUCAGACCCAAAUGUUGCAGUGCAGGCAGAGGUCCGCCUGGUAAACGGCCUGAAUCGCUGUGCCGGGAGAGUGGAGGUGCUUCAUGAUCAGCAGUGGGGGACCGUGUGUGAUGAUGGCUGGGACCUAAAUGAUGCCACGGUGGUGUGCCGGCAGCUGGGCUGCGGAAGGGCUGACUCAGCCCCUGGUAGAUCUCACUUUGGGCAAGGCUCAGGACCCAUCUGGCUGGAUGACGUGAACUGUUUUGGGAUGGAAGACGCCCUCUCCCAGUGCAGGGCCCGCCCGUGGGGACAAAACAACUGCAACCAUGGAGAAGAUGCUGGUGUGGUGUGCUCAGACUCAAAUGUCAUAGUGGAAGCACAGGUCCGCCUGGUGAAAGGCCCGAAUCGCUGUGCUGGGAGAGUGGAGGUGCUUCACGACCAGCAGUGGGGGACCGUGUGUGAUGACAGCUGGGAUUUAAAGAAUGCCAAGGUGGUGUGCCGGCAGCUAGGCUGCGGGACAGCUGUAUCAGCCCCCAGGAAUGCUCACUUUGGACAAGGGUCUGACCCCAUCUGGCUAGAUAAUGUGGACUGCAAAGGUACCGAAGCCACUCUCUCCCAGUGCCACCUGAAAGGCUGGGGACUCCACGACUGCAACCAUGAGGAAGAUGCUGGAGUCGUGUGCUUGGGCACCUACCCCUUGCAGCUGAGGUUAAAGGAUGGCCCAGGCCCCUGCACAGGGCGUGUGGAGGUGCUGUACAAUGCUACCUGGUAUGGUGUGUGUGAUACCAGUUGGAGCUUAUCGGAAGCAGAGGUUGUCUGCAGGCAGCUGGGCUGUGGGCCAGCACAGUCUGCAACCACUGGAGCUCAGUUUGGCCAGGAGAAUGGCCAAGCAUUACUGGAAGAGCUGAGCUGCAGGGGCACAGAGUCACUCCUCUUGGAGUGCCAGCAGAGCAAGAUGGGUCCAGGGCUCUGCAGGGGUGGCUCUGCAGCUGGUGUGGUGUGCACUGAGCCAAAAGACUCUUCACAGUCCUGCUCCCUGCUGAUAGCGCUGCUUGUUCUCACAAUGAUUCUAAGUGGGGUCCUGCUGUGGCUGUACCUGAGGAGAAGGUGUAUUAAAACAGCAGCCCAAGCUUCAGAUCACUGGCGCGUGAGGGACCUGGGUACUUCAGUGAUGCCCUUCCAAUCUAUGGGAGCCAUCUACCUUCCUACAAAGGCUGAAUCCCCCGAGGACCCCAACAAUGAGAUGGCUGAACUCAUGAAGGAAGAUGCUGCCCUGUGAUACCAGCACGAUUCCUGUGCAGAGUGCUCCCUGUGGUACUGUCACCUCACGUUGCCAGGGUCACCAGCAAGGCUCAUUCCUCAGAGAUUGCAGGGGCCUCUCACUCCUCCCUUUUCCCAUGCACAUCUGCAUUCAGUGCAAGUCUUGGCUCCCUUAGGGAGCCCUCUCUUCCCCCCAAGUACCUGUAGACUUGCAACAUGGUAGGAACUAGAUUUUAUGAAGCAGGGAGUGCUAAUGCAGAAAGAUGAAGUGCUCUCCAGGAGACUGUGAAACAGCAGCUGUAAGGCCUGGACAUUUAUAAACAAGCCAGUACCAAUGACUCACACUCAAAAGUCCCAAAAUAGCUGGCUAAGGUGAUCCCAGUCUUCUGAUGUUUACUUAAGCCACUCUGGCACCUUCUGUGCAGCUCCAGGAGUUCAAAAGAAGCCCAAGGGUAUGCUGGCAUGUGCAAGACUGAGCAGGACAGCCUGAACAAUGUAGCGGAAAAGUUAACAAGAACUGCUAACAAAUUAAAGGAGGAGAGUGUCCCCAGACUUCUCCCAGUGUGAUGAACAUAAAUGCCGUGGGGAAGAUGAGCUGCCUUUGUGAGCCUCUGCUGUAGAGCCAGUAAGCACUGCCUGGCCUCUCCUGUCCCUGGGAGGUGGCAGGUGGCUUCCUUGGCUUCUGCGGAUACAGGCAGGCUCCCCAUCUCUCGAGCCUCAGGCACCAGUUUUGCAGAGCAAUUACUGUGCCACCCUCAGUGCUCAGCUGCUUUUCCUGGAGUACCAGGCACCGCACUUCAGGGUGGUUAGAGGCCACAUGUGCUUGUUUUUGCCCAUGUCCCACCCCAUGACCCUCCCUCGUGAACACAACCUUGUGAACAUCCCAUGAUGGUGUGGUGCCAGUGCAUUCGCACACAAUCUGUUGCACUCUGGUAGCUUGUGGUUCUCAGGGGGUAUCCCACGCCCCAAACUGUCCCAGUGCAGAGAUGUCCUGCUUUCAGUCCCACAGCAGACUGUGGGGUCUGACAGGCUCAAAAACACCCUUCUCAGGUUGGUGCUGAUGGCUGUGAUCUGAAGGCACAGGUGAUCAGAAGGAGGUAUGAGGAUUGCUGAGGUGCAGGGAGAACAGCCAGGGCUUGCAGGUGCUGGCGCUCCAAAACCACCCACCAGUGCCAAGAGCUCAGCUGCAGCGGAGCUGGGUGAGCCAAGCUGCACCCACAGCCCUGGCAUAGACUCAUCCUGUGGUGCACCACAAUCACAGGAAAUAGAGUUGUGAGAUGGUGCCACACUUCUCAGAAGUCUGACAGCAGACAUCCUGCAGCACCAGGGAAGAUAACUGAGGCUGAUGCAAACUGCACAACAUAUCUUUCUGGCUAACAGAAAAACAGGCUCUCCUGGACCACAGCUCAUCUCACCUUACAGCAGAGGAAUGAACAUUCAGAUGACUAAAGUGCUACUUCUCUCUGCAAAGUUCUAUUUCCUUCUGCAAGUGCUUCCACAGACAAGGGUAUCAAAUGUGACAAAAUUCACUUUCAGAAACCAUGUGCAGAAACAAGCACUUCUGAGAAAUGAAUUACCUCGACUUAUGGUCAAUGCCCCAAAUACGCCAGAUAGAUCACCCCUUGGAAGUGUUUCUAUCAGCUGUGAAGUGUCUAGAGACUUGUCUCAGGUGCAGAUAUUUCUAUACAAAUGUUUUGAACUAGGGGAGAUAGUGCAGUCCUCAGCAACAGGUUUGGUUUGUGGGAUAUUAUAUAGGGUGGGGUCAUCCAAGGCAACAGUGUGUAUGAGAGACAGAAAGCACUGCUAAGACACCCAGCCUUUCUCAGUCUUGCCAAAAGUUCAGAGAAAUAUUGGUACAUUGGUAUCUUAUGUGAUUGGUAUCUUAUGUGAACAUGCACAGUCUUCUCUCCAGCUUCCCCCACGAUGAAUGGCACCCCAAAACCAGGAAAUACAUGGAACUGAGUUCACAGAAGGCAAAAAUCAAAACAGAUUCCUUCCUUGCCUCCUCAUGUUUAACUUCUUUUUGUGUGUGUGCCACCUCAGAGGGGCUGGCUUCUCUCAUUUCUAAUGCUCAUCCAUGCUAGUCCACUUAGCAGUUUAUUAUUUACAACAGGUUAUAACUCAUGUGUAGCAAAAUAAAUACCCAUUGCUUUUCCA
This is a messenger RNA of Dromaius novaehollandiae (emu), 7609 nucleotides long. Its product is annotated as deleted in malignant brain tumors 1 protein-like. Gene Ontology annotation, cellular component: plasma membrane. Lineage: Eukaryota; Metazoa; Chordata; Aves; Casuariiformes; Dromaiidae. The transcript has 18 exons. Gene Ontology annotation, biological process: zymogen activation. Gene Ontology annotation, molecular function: serine-type endopeptidase activity. The record is from RefSeq and is a predicted model, not a curated record. Bases 135 to 5471 code for a protein of 1778 amino acids.